Molecule: messenger RNA, 2067 nt
Organism: Enterobius vermicularis (human pinworm)
Lineage: Eukaryota; Metazoa; Nematoda; Chromadorea; Rhabditida; Oxyuridae
Source: the annotation of a GenBank genome assembly
AUGGACAGUGCAUUCAGUGCAGCAUACGACCGGAUAUCGACGGUGAAUGUUUUUGGUGUAAAAGAUGGCGAUGUAGCUUUCUUUAUGCGUCACAAAACUAAUGCUGAAGGCUUCGAUAAAGCCGUAAUGUCAGUUUACAAGAAUACAGACGUCUUCCACGUUGGCCUCAUUUGUUGUCAAGGUUCUUCACUUGUUCAAGCUACGCCAAACAAUGGUGUAACUGUAGAAGAUAUUGAUACAGCAAUUAAACAAACAAAUGCUGACUAUGUGGAAGUAUGUUCGGUAAAUCAAAGUGAUGAAGAUGGAGGAAAAGUUGCCAAAUGGGCCAUAAACCAAGUUGGCUGCAAGUAUAAUGAUAUAUUUUCUCCUGAAUGUCGUGAUUCAAACGGUGCAACAGCUUUUUAUUGUUCUCAGCUGGUUGUUGAGGCUUAUAAACGGUGCACUGAUAUACGUUUGUGCGCAGAUUAUAAAUUAAAUUUUUGUGACAUCAGCGGUAAUUAUCUUAGACAAUGGGUCGAAUAUUUCUGUAAAAAAAAUGUAAAAAUACCACAAGGUGAACCAGGAAGUCAUCCGGGUUGUUUACUCGAGUCACUUACAUCACAGCUUCGUAUCAAGAUUCAUAGCCGAAUGGCAAAACUGUUUUUAAAUCGAGAAGUGAAUGCAGCUCUACACUUCCUGGGUGGUGAACUUCUAACAAAAUGUUCGGUAGCUGAUGAGAAUCUAAUAAUUACGGCAAUUCAACAUGCAAGAGAAGCACAACAACAGUGGAUGAACAUCAGUCCGCAGCAACGAGGAGCUGUGCUCAGAAAGGCUGCAACCGUCAUUCGCGAGUGCAUUGAUGAUUUGGCUUACUUGGAAACCUUGGACUGUGGGAAACCACUGUAUGAGUCACGAAUGGACAUGGAAGUUUGCGCUGAAACAUUUGAAUUUUUUUCUGGAGUACCACAUAAUCUGGCUGGUUCGCACUUCGUGUUGUCAAGUGACCAGUAUGCCUAUACUGAGAGAGUUCCUUGGGGAAUUGUCUGUGCUAUUGGUGUGUGGAACUACCCCAUGCAAACUGCUUCAUGGAAAUUAGCUCCUGCGCUGAUGUGCGGCAAUGCAGUCAUAUAUAAACCAUCAGAAUUAGCACCGGUUACGGCAGUUGCACUUGCUGAGAUUUUGCACCAUGCAGGACUGCCAAGCGGCGUUUUAUCGGUGUUGCAGGGCGAUGGUGCUGUAGGCAGCAGUAUUUGCAGUAGCCCUGAAAUAAAUAAAAUUAGCUUCACUGGGAGUACAGCCACUGGAGCAAAGGUAUACUCUAAAGCUGCAGUAGAAGGCAUGUUGAGACCCGUGACCCUCGAACUUGGAGGCAAAAGUUCACUUAUUAUUUGUGGUGAUGCUGAUUUAGAUUCAGCAAUUACUGGAGCAAUGAUGGCAAAUUUUUAUUGUCAAGGAGAAGUCUGCUCUAAUGCGUCAAAAGUGUUGAUUCAUAAGUCAAUUUACGAUGCGUUUCGUGAGGGUGUUGUUGAUGCUACUAAAAAAAUGGUAGUUGGUGACCCACUGGAGGAGAGUACACGUUGUGGUGCAAUGAUAAGUCUAGAACAUAGGGCUAAAGUAUUGGCAUUUGUCGAAGAAGCCAGAAAGGAGGGCGCGCUUAUAUUAUGUGGUGGAACAACUUUCGAAGUUCCCGGUUGUGAAGGUGGCUUUUUUAUGCUCCCUACUGUCAUUGAGAACAUAAAGAAAGAUAUGCGUAUUUACAAAGAAGAAAUUUUUGGGCCUGUGAUGCUUUUAAUCCCAUUUUCGACUUUAGAGGAAGCUGUUUGCAUGGCAAAUGACACACCUUACGGGCUCGCAAAUGGGAUAUUUACCAAGGAUAUUGCAGUCGCCUACCAAGUAGCUUCGCAGUUGCAGUCUGGCAAUGUCUACGUGAAUACCUACAACGAUACAAAUCCAAUGGUUCCAUUUGGUGGCAUGAAACAGUCGGGAUUUGGUCGCGAAAAUGGUGUGGCAGCAAUUGAAGCUUUCUCGCAGUUAAGAAGUGUUUUCGUGAAUGUUGCAAGUGAGUUGAAGAACCCUUUUAUCUCGUGA